AUGCCUUCCUCCCUCACCAACAUCUUCAUCAACCUCGCCAUCCUCGGGUUCCUUGCCUGCUGGGCCCAGUACACCGGCAUCCUCCCUAUCUUCACCAUGCUCUACCGCAAGGCGCAGGCCGCCACGCUUGAGCAGCUCCUCACCUUCCGCAAGAAGGCGCACAAGCACGACAUCAUCACCCCCACCCCCACCACUGUCGACUCUGACUCUGCCUCGGUCAGCUCGACCUCUUCCACCUCUUCAACCUCCACCACAUCCACCACCUCCACCGAACCCUCGUACAACCCCAGCCGCGACCCGGCCAACCGCAUCUCGGACGCUGAGCGCGCCACUCUCGAGGCCCUCGCGAUCCUUAUCCCCAAGCUGUCCCGCAAGGACAAGUCGAACCUCCGACGCCGCAACAGGUGGCUCGAUAUGACUGCCCGCAAGUACGGCCGCAAGGCGUACUGGGUCGGCACCUACGACCAGCUCUGCGUCGCUGCCGAGUUUGUGCCCCAGCUCACCAUGACCGAGGCCGAGUUUGAGCGCUCCCAGGCGUUCUGGAACAAGCACUUUGCCGAAGAGCAGGCCAAGAGGGAGGCCAAGUCCAGGAAGUUUGCCUUUAAGUCGCUGGUCGACCGUUGGCACUCUAACUGGUGA
This is a messenger RNA of Apiotrichum porosum, 639 nucleotides long. RefSeq lists its product as uncharacterized. The coding region runs from base 1 to 639 and encodes 212 amino acids. Lineage: Eukaryota; Fungi; Basidiomycota; Tremellomycetes; Trichosporonales; Trichosporonaceae. The transcript has a single exon. The record is from RefSeq and is a predicted model, not a curated record.